AUGUCUAAUCUUGCGGUAUCUACCCCGCCUAAGGAUCCUGCUGUGCCUGUGCAAGCUCGUGCCUUGUCCCAAAACUUGCCAGAUGCUGGCUUACGAGGUCUUGAUCAUUACUCCCGUAAACUCCCAAAAUGGCGUUAUCGUCUAAGGCAGUCCCUGCUACCUGUCGUCCGAUGGGAGACUCCUUAUUUGGCCAAGGUCCAACAGACCUGUCGGACUCCCUUUCUUGACUCGUAUUUUGCAAUGACUGCCAAUCUCGGUACCCAUACCUUUUUCAUGGCUGCCCUUCCUGUGUGCUUCUGGUGUGGUUACACCAGCGUUGGUAGAGCUCUGGUGCAUAUGCUUGCCUUGGGUGUCUUCAUAAGUGGAUGGAUCAAAGACCUGGUCUGUCUGCCGAGACCCCUAUCUCCUCCUCUGCAAAGAAUCACAAUGUCUGGUUCUGCCGCACUGGAGUAUGGCUUCCCAUCAACACACUCGACGAACGCCGUCUCCGUGGCCACGUACUUCCUGUAUCAACUGCACACUUCGGCCGAUGAUGUCGCAUCACCUCAAAGAAUCUUCGGCCUGUGUCUUGGAUACUUCUACGCGAUAUCCAUCGUCCUUGGCCGUAUGUACUGUGGAAUGCACGGAUUCUUCGAUGUGAUUGUUGGGAGCGCUCUCGGUGCGCUGAUUGCUGUGGUACAACUGGCAUACGGGACGCCUUUCGAUGAUUGGAUCGCGGCAGGUUCUUGGACUCAUCCAGCAUUGGUAUUCUUGGUUGUGCUACUUGCAGUCCGGUUCCACCCCGAGCCGGCGGAUAAUUGCCCCUGCUACGAUGAUAGUGUUGCUUUUGCUGCCGUAGUGUUGGGCUGUCAGUUAGGACACUGGCAUUUCGCCGGAACAAGUAUUGCAGUCAUUGGUGAAGCUCCAGCAACUGUGUUUUUCAGCCUCGAACAACUCGGAUGGUUCAAGACGCUGGCUCGUGUCGUUGGAGGCGUCGUGAUUGUCUUCCUAUGGAGAGCUUCGAUGAAGCCUAUUCUUCUCAGAUGUCUCCCUCCACUGUUCCGCUUCCUCGAAACAGGAGGUGCGACUCUGCCUCGACGAUUCUUCACCCAAGCAAGCGAGUAUAAGAGGGUACCAACUCUCCGCCGAGACGACAAUGUCAUUCCCUCAGCUUCAGAAAUCCCAGGAAUGUUGUCCAAUCUUCGUCAUCCGCGCAAACGCGGCAUUUCAGUAGGGCCGCAGUCAGAGGCGGAUGCACGUGAAUUUAUCGCCAACAGAGAACGUAAACGUAGAGAAAGUCGGUCGUCUGCAGACGGCAACGAUUCUCGACCUCAGCUCAGCAAAAUGCCAGGCGGCUCAUUCUACAGCUCAACUCUGGAUAAGGGACACGACACUGUCAAGCAAAGGCGAUUUGAGGACAAUACGGGCUCGUUUGGAGUAGUCACACCACUUGCGACGCCUCGUCAAGCGGGUGACCUUUUAAUGCCCGAUCCGUUCAACACACUGCCAUUGACACCACCACAAAGUGACAGCGGAAAUGGUAGCGACGCAGGAAGAGAAGAAAAGGAAGAGAGGGAAGAUGCGGAACAAGAUCACCAGAUGUUUCUUGCACUGGCUAAGCCGCGAGUGCGGUACGAUGUUGAAGUCGUGACCAAACUGGUCAUUUACGCAGGCAUUGCUUGGCUUGCCGUAGAGGGCAAUCCACUGCUCUUCGAGAUAGCGGGGGUUGGAAACGACAAGUACGCUAUCAACCUUCACUUCUCAGGAAACAACCAACAUCACGACUCUCUAGUCCACCAUAUCACCCCUGUCGCAGUUUCCGCGCACGAUAGUUUGGUCAACGGCUCUCAGCGCUCAUGUCGGAUUUCACAUCAGCAAGCAACAAAUAAGAUGGAGGACCCUCUGGUCCCGGCGACAAAUGGAGCGGCCAUCGGAAGGCCUGUCUCACCAGCUCCGCCAACUACAUCGACGAUAGAUCCACAGUUGAUCAUCUCAUACCUGGAAUCCGUCCUUCAUGUCACCCUUGGGGCUUCGAGAAAGGAGUUGGAGGCCAACAACAGUUUCCUGAGCCCGGAGAACUUGUCAGAAACACUUGUGCGAUGUCAGAGAUUUGCAUCAGAAGCACAGGUUGCCAUCUACGUGCAGCAGGAAACUUUGGACGCGGUUGACGGCUUCCAAGGAGACGAUGAUGCCUUCGUGUCGACACAAUCCACUUACCUCCUCGGCUCCAAACUCACAUAUACGCCCUCGACGGCAUCAUGCGUUGCGAUCCUCAAGCGACCAGUGCCCAUCCUCCCCACAGUUCCCAUCAGCAGCCAGCUGUCGGUGAUCAAUUUACCAGGCGCAGGCGCCUCCUUGUCGACUAACGCCAAUACCGGAUCCUCUGCUUCGCCCUUCGAAGCCCUUCACUCCCUCGUACACUUCGCCCUGGCCCCCUACUUCGAUGCUUGCACAAAAAGUCAAGAAUCAAAUCAUGCAUACACAAAGCACACAGAUGCAGAGUCGCGCACUGGCAUUCCUGGAGCAAAGAGGAGGAUCGCCGAGCUUGAGCUCAGUCUGAGAAACCUACAACAGAACAUCGAUGUACCCGAUCUUCAUCUGCCUAUACAUCCCGUAAUUCAAGCCGCCAUCGAGGAAGCCGCUACCCGUAAUGAAAAGCCCACCUCAGCGCAUUUGCCACAGUCUCUACUGACGGAUGCCCAUUUCCUAAAUAACCUGCAAGCUGCCGUGAAUGGCUGGAUCAAGGCUAUUCAAGAGAGUACACAACGCUCUCGCGACCCCAGUACAGGUACAGCUAUGCAGGAGAAGAACUUCUGGUUGUCCAUGGAGUCAGCCUUAGACAGCAUCGAGCGCCAACAAAAUAGCGACCCCGUCCGCCUGUCUCUAGAUGUAUUGAGUCAGGCAAAACGCCACGCCACCGCUGUCAGUUUCCACGCCGAUACUGGCUUCAAAGAGGCCGCCGACAAGGUCCAAAAGUACAACCAGCUGAUGAGAGAUCUUCCGCUGGAGGAGCUGCUCGCUGCCGCGACCUUGAUAAAGGUCCAAGAAUCACUUGAUCAGGUCUUCCAGCACAUCAACAAGAAGCUGAGAGUGUGCGCAUAUCCUAUACGUCGUGCUUUGCCCUUGGUCGAAGCCGUCUCCGGUGAUCUGGAUAUAAGGCUCCACGAAUUGCUCCACGGCCGCAGCCUCAUGCAUUUGGACUUUCAAGAGUUCCAAAGCCUGAUGGCCGCGACAGAUAAGAUUUGGGAUAUCUGGGAAGACAACUUCAAAGAAUUCGCCAAUGCUGCAAGAGAAGUGAUCAGACGCAGAGGUGAGAAGUUCAUUCCUAUCAAGAUCGAUCCUCGUCACAAGCAGACGAAAGAGCGUCUAAAGUAUAUCAACACUUUCCGCGUCAACCACGAGCAGCUUCGUGACACAAUUGCCAACGUCCUCGGCGAGGACCAAGACAACAUUCACAACGAUCGCGUCUCGGGCCCUGUCAUCAUCGAGGAGAUGGGCGAUGUCGAUGCCAUUGACGAGAUCUCACAAGCCUAUUCUGUUUUGAAGGACGUGGAUGUUCUUGAUGUUUCAGAGGAGGGCACUCGCAUCUGGGUACGUGCUGAAGCUACAUACAACGAGCGCACAGCACGCGUAGAGAACUCGAUCAUCGCUCGCUUGAGAGAUCGCCUGGCGCUUGCUAAGAACUCCAACGAGAUGUUCCGUGUGUUCUCAAAGUUCAAUGCUCUUUUUGUGCGACCGAAGAUUCGUUCUGCCAUUUCUGAGUACCAAACGCAGCUUAUUGGCAAUGUCAAGAACGAUAUUGCUGCCUUGCAGGAACGUUUCAUGCACCCGUACGGUCAUACUGAGACACAUGCAAUGGCCCAGCUCCGUGAUUUGCCUCCUGUCUCUGGUGCCAUUAUUCGCACAAGACAAAUAGAAAGGCAGCUCAAUGCUUAUAUGAGCAAGGUUGAGGACGUUCUAGGCAAAGACUGGGCUCUGCAUGUUGAAGGCCAGAAACUCCAAACCGAGAGCAACAUGUUCAGGAAGAAGCUUGAUGUCAAGCCUGUAUUCGACGAAUGGCUACGCGACGUCAAUCGCCGACAGCUAUCCGUUUCUGGCCGCUUGUUCGCUAUCAGCCGCAACCGUGCCAGUGGCAACAUCCUCGAGCUGAGUGUAAGUUUCGACGCUCAAGUCAUUGCGCUGUUCAAGGAAGUCCGAAAUUUGCAGUGGCAAAAGUUCACCAUCCCACAUGCGAUAAACAACACGUCGAAAGAGGCCAGGCGUGUGUACCCUUACGCUGUCAGUCUGAUGGAAAGUGUCAACACUUAUGCUCAAACCAUCAACGUCAUCGACAGUAUGCCCGAGGUCUCAAUGCUUGUUAAUGGCGUCCGAAGUGAAGUGCAAGCACUCAUCGCAAAGGGCACCCCUCUCAAGUGGGAUAGUCUAUCGGGUGCUUACGAGGUCAACGUUCGCCAAAUGCCCUCAGGAUCAUCUGAUCAGACAGAAAGCAAGCAUGUCAAGUUUAUCAGAGACUUUGCCAAGGCGGUUCGUGACUUGCAAGAAAAGACAUCGCUAUUGUCGUCCAUCAACAUCGCUGUUCACGCCGCCCUUACUGAGCUUGAAACAUGCCCAUACACCCAAGAAGCAUUCAGACAACAGAUUGACAUCAUACAAAAGUCGGUUGAUCAACUGAACUUGAAGAGUUUCUCCAACCUCUCUUUGUGGGUCGCUGAGACGAACCAGAAGAUCCAACUCGUCCUGUUGUCUCGACUACAGCACGCACUGAGGCAAUGGAUCUCGGUCUUUGCCGCCCAGAGAGACGGUGAAGAUGAUGAUAACGACGAUGCUGAGCAGGAUCGCGACGUACCUCAGUUCGAGCCUUGUUUGCAUGAAAUGGCCAUGCGCAAUCAGUCAAUCUACCUUGAUCCGCCGCUUGAAAGUGCGAGAGCUUCGUGGCUUCAACACCUUCACGACUGGCUCAGCAUCGUUUGUAGCUUGCCAAAGAUCCAAGCUGAGAGAUUCGAGCUCGCUCUUGGCUUUAAUCUGGAUACCGUUGCUGCUACUUUCUCGGACCUGCCACUAUUGUGUGUCGAUCCUCUUUCAAACGCCUAUAACGCAGUGGAAGACAAAAUCUCCGUCAUCAGCGGCUAUGUGGAUCAAUGGCUCCAAUUCCAGUCCUUAUGGGACCUGCAGUCUGAACAGGUGUAUGACUAUCUGGGCGAGGAUCUUGCCAUGUGGCUGCAACUUCUACUCGAAAUUCGUAAGAAGCGCGAGACUUUCGAUACCACUGAGACUACUCGCUCGUUUGACCAUCUCACAAUUGAGUAUGAGCAAGUGCAGCUCAAGGUCAAUGCCAAGUAUGACCAGUGGCAACAUGAGUUGCGGACACAAUUUGCUCAGAGACUAGGCAACCGCAUGUCUGAGGUCUUCGCCGCACUCCAGAAGGCUAGACAGGAGCUUGAGGGGCAGUCACUGGAAGCCUCUUCUACUGCUCAAGCUGUGACAUUUAUCACCACAGUCCAACAAUGCAAACGUAAGGUCAAGGCAUGGGAGCCUGAGAUCAAUACUUUCCGCGACGGACAGAAAACACUCAUCAGACAGAGAUACCAGUUCCCCGCCGAUUGGCUCUAUGUCGAGCAGAUUGAUGGCGAAUGGACUGCACUCAAUCAAGUCCUCGACCGCAAGAGCAAGGUAAUUGAGGAUCAAACAGAUGCUCUGAAGGCCAAGAUUGUCGCGGAAGAUAGAGUCGUGGCUGGGCGCAUCACCGAAUUGACCGCUUCUUGGAAUGACAGCAAACCUGUAUCCGGAACCAUCCCACCAGAGGAAGCAGUGUCAACUCUAGGGGAGUUCGAGACCGGCUUUGCACAACUCAACGAGCAAUCAGAGAUGGUCGCCAAAGCUAAGGAAGCACUUAAUCUCCCGCCUAGUGCAGACUAUGGCCUCGCUUCACUUCUUGAGGAGGUGCAAGACUUCAAGUCUGUAUGGGCGAACCUCAAGAUGGUUUGGGACGGACUAAAUGAGCUUCGCGAGCAGUUAUGGUCCAGCAUACAGCCCAGAAAACUUCGCCAAAGCUUAGAGAAGCUCAUCCAAAUGACCAAGGAGAUGCCUAGUAGAAUGCGACAAUACGCAGCGUUCGAGCACGUUCUUGGCGUUCUUCGUGGUCUCCUCAAGGUAAACCCUAUCCUCUCUGACUUGAGAUCAGACGCCGUCAAGGAAAGGCACUGGAUCAAGAUUUUCAAGGCCCUCAAGCCGUCUCAACGCUACUCUUCUAUCUCAAUGACGCUCGGCGAUAUCUGGGAUCUGCAACUUGGACCUAGUGAAGUGAUCAUCAGGGAUGUCAUUACCCAAGCUCAAGGUGAGAUGGCUCUCGAAGAGUUCUUGCGUCAAGUCAAGGACACCUGGCAAAACUACUCACUCGAGUUGGUAAACUACCAGAAUCGUUGCAGACUCAUCCGUGGUUGGGACGAUCUUUUUGCAAAGUGCAGUGAGCACCUCAACUCUUUGCAAGCAAUGCGCCACUCGCCCUAUUACAAAGUUUUCGAAGAAGAUGCAUCUACGUGGGAAGAGCGUCUCAACCGAGUCCAUCUACUGUUCGACGUAUGGAUAGAUGUGCAGCGCCAAUGGGUCUAUCUCGAAGGUGUCUUCACUGGUAAUGUUGAUAUCAAGGCCCUCCUUCCCAUGGAGUCUAACCGCUUUAACAACAUUAACACGGAGUUCUUGGCUGUGCUGAAGAAGGUCUACAAGUCGCCUCUAGUACUUGACGUACUCAACAUUCCUGGAGUACAGAAAUCUCUCGAGCGUCUAGCAGACCAGCUAAACAGAAUCCAAAAGGCUUUGGGAGAGUACCUUGAACGUGAAAGAGUCUCGUUCCCUCGCUUCUACUUUGUCGGCGACGAGGACUUGCUUGAAAUCAUCGGCAACAGCAACGACACCUUGCGUAUUGCUAAGCACCUGAAGAAGAUGUUUGCUGGUAUCUCCGGUGUCAUCACUGAUGAAGAGGCAAACAUCACAGGCAUCACGUCACGAGAAGGAGAGCGGGUCAUGCUAAAGAAGAUCGUCUCUCUGACCAAGACGCCCAGAGUCAAUGAGUGGCUAGGCGCACUGGAAACACACAUGAAGGAGACUCUCGCCGAGUCUUUCACCGAUGCAUUUACUGCCUUUGAUGAGCUUGCUGGUCAAGAAAUCAUCGACGGCUCUGCCCUGGAAGCUUUCAUCAAUGACUACCCUGGUCAAAUUGUUGUACUUGCCACUCAAGCAUGCUGGACAAAGUGGGUUGGUACAGCUCUUAGUGAGAGCGGCGCUUCGUUGCCGAAGUUGUUUGACCGUCUCGUUGAGGUGUUGCGUUUGCUCGCUGCCUCCGUCUUGGGUGAUCUUGAUGCUCUCUACAGAAAGAAGUGCGAGCAUCUCAUCACCGAGUUUGUGCACCAGAGAGAUACCGUCGAGAAGCUCGUCAACGCAAGUGCAGAUUCUCCAACUCACCAUCUCUGGCUUCUUUCGAUGCGCUACGAAUACCAGCCUGAAGCCGAUCUGCUGGACCGUGUUCAAAUCAAGAUGGCGAACGCCGUUCUUGCUUACGGCUUUGAAUACUUGGGCUUACCUGAUCGUCUUGUCCGCACUCCUCUAACAGAUCGCUGUUUCCUCACGCUCACCCAGGCUCUAUGCCAGAGACUCGGUGGCUCGCCUUACGGACCUGCAGGUACUGGUAAGACCGAAUCGGUCAAGGCACUUGGUGUUCAGCUUGGUCGCUUCACUCUGGUCUUCAACUGUGACGACACUUUUGAUUAUCAAGCCAUGGGCCGAAUUUUCCUCGGUAUUUCACAGGUCGGUGCUUGGGGUUGUUUCGACGAGUUCAACAGACUGGAAGAGCGAAUUCUGUCUGCCGUCUCUCAGCAGAUCCAAAAUAUCCAGCUUGGUCUGCGCAAGAGCACAAGCGAGCAGAAGGCACAGAUCGAGCUUAUCGGACGCCAACUCAUCGUGCAUCAAAACACUGGUCUGUUCAUCACUAUGAACCCUGGUUAUGCAGGCCGUUCAAAUCUGCCAGACAACUUGAAGAAGUUGUUCCGCAGUGUCGCUAUGUCAAAGCCUGACAAGGAGCUAAUCGCAGAGGUUAUGCUUUACUCUCAAGGUUUUUCACAGGCCAAACCUCUCUCAAGACAGGUUGUCCCCUUCUUUGAUCGUUGCGGGGCUAGCCUCUCGAAUCAGCCUCACUACGACUUCGGUCUUCGUGCCUUGAAAAGCGUCCUCGUAAGCUCCGGCGGUCUGAAGCGAUCUCGUCUCGUGGAUCAUGCCGGAGAGACACUUCCCGAAGAAAUCGUCGAGCCUCAAAUCAUUGUCCAGAGUCUUCGCGAAACAAUCGCACCCAAGCUUGUCCGACCCGACGUUGACGUGAUGCGCCAAGUCGAAGAUGAAGUCUUCCCUGGCGUACAGUAUGUGCCAGCUGAGUUGGCUGAUCUCAAGAAGGCUAUCAGAGACGUCGCUGCAGAGAAGAAGUUGAUCGCAACCGACUCAUGGAUGACCAAGGUCCUUCAGCUCUACCAGAUCCAGAACAUUCAUCAUGGUGUUAUGACCGUCGGUAGCUCCGGAACUGGUAAGUCCACCGCUUGGAAGGCCUUGCUCGCUGCCCUGCAACGCGUCGAUGGUAUUGAAGGUGUUUGUCACAUCAUUGAUCCCAAGGUUAUGUCCAAGGAAAGUCUUUAUGGCACCUUGGAUGCUACUACACGCGAGUGGACAGACGGUCUCUUCACAAGCAUCCUCAGAAAGAUUGUCGACAACCUUAGAGGAGAGGAUAGCAAGCGCCACUGGAUCAUCUUUGACGGCGACGUCGAUCCUGAGUGGGUUGAAAACUUGAACAGUGUUCUCGAUGACAACAAGCUCCUUACCUUGCCUAACGGUGAGCGUCUCAAUCUACCCGCAAAUGUCCGCAUCAUGUUCGAGGUCGAGACUCUCAAGUACGCUACCCUAGCUACCGUCAGUCGUUGUGGUAUGGUCUGGUUCAGCGACGACACAGUGACCACCGAGCUCAUGAUUUCCAACCACUUGGCCGAGUUGCGCAGCGCCAGCUUCGACGACCUUGAUGAGGACUCUAUCCUUACCACGCAGACUGCUGCAGCUGUGGAAGCUGUACAGAACCAGGUCGCCGAUCUGCUCCAAGAACGUCUCGCCUCGAACAACUUCUGCACCCAGGCUCUUAGCGAAGCCAAAAUCUACAACCAUAUCAUGGAGUUCACAGAGAUCAGAGCUCUAACUACACUCUUUUCCCUCCUGCGCAAGGCUUGCAGAUCGAUCAUCGAGUACAACGUACAACACCCUGACUUCCCUCUGGAGCUUGAGCAGAUUGAGUCUUUCAUAUCCAAGAAGCUCGUUCUCGCUAUCAUCUGGUCCUUUGUCGGAGACUGUCCUCUGACUGAUCGCAAGACCUUCGGCGACUACAUCGCCAGUCUUGCAGCUAUCGAUCUGCCACCUAUUGUGGAUCAAGGCUCAAUGAUUGACUACGAUACGGUUCUUCCUGAAUCUCAAUGGACCGAUGUCGUGAUUCCUACUGUCGACACAAUUCGCCACGAGGAUGUGCUAUACUCAUGGCUCGCAGAGCACAAGCCACUGUUGCUUUGUGGCCCUCCUGGAUCGGGUAAGACGAUGACACUUUUCAGCGCCCUGAGAAAAUUGCCUACUCUCGAAGUGGUUGGCCUCAACUUCUCCAGUGCUACCACCCCCGAGCUACUUGUGAAGACUCUUGAACAGUACUGCGAGUACAAGAAGACACUCAACGGCACCACUCUCGCACCUACACAGAUCGGUCGCUGGCUCGUGCUGUUCUGCGACGAGAUCAAUUUGCCCGCUCCGGACAAAUACGGUACCCAAAGAGUUAUCUCGUUCCUCCGCCAAAUGGUUGAGCAUGGCGGCUUCUGGCGCACUGCUACUAAGACUUGGGUCAGCCUCGAGCGCAUCCAAUUCGUUGGUGCUUGUAACCCUCCUACAGAUGCUGGCCGUACGCCACUUGGAUUGAGAUUCUUGAGACAUGCACCACUUAUCAUGGUCGACUACCCUGGUGAGCUGUCCCUAACUCAAAUCUACGGCACAUUCAAUAGCGCUGUCCUCAAGAUUGUUCCCUCCCUUCGUGGUCACUCAGAGGCCCUCACGAGAGCUAUGAUUCAGCUCUACUCAGAAUCUCAGAAACGAUUCACUGCAGACAUUCAGCCUCACUACGUUUACUCUCCUCGUGAGUUGACUCGUUGGGUUCGUGCCGUGUACGAAGCUAUCAAGCCUCUCGAGACGCUCACCCUAGAAGGUCUGGUCAGAAUCUGGGCUCACGAAGCUCUCCGACUCUUCUCUGACAGACUCAUCGCUGAAGAUGAGAGACAAUGGACUGAAGAGGCUGUCGACAGGAUUGCGGUUGAGCACUUCCCCAACGUCGAUGAAGUAACCGCUCUGCAGCGUCCCAUCCUUUACUCUACUUGGAUGUCCAAACACUACGAGCCUGUUGAUCGCGAGCAACUUCGUGACUACCUUCGCAUCCGUCUACGCCAAUUCUGCGAAGAAGAGCUUGACGUGCCUCUCAUCUUGUUCAAUGACGUUCUUGAUCACAUCCUUCGCAUUGACAGGGUCUUCAGGCAGCCUCAAGGACAUCUCAUCCUUAUUGGUGUCAGCGGAAGUGGCAAGACUACCUUGUCCCGCUUUGUUGCUUGGUCAAGUGGUCUCAAGGUCUUCCAGAUCAAGGUUCACGGCAAGUACACGGCCGAAGACUUUGAUGACGACCUCAGGAACGUUCUUCGAAGAUGUGGUGUCAAGGGUGAGAAAAUCUGCUUCAUCAUGGAUGAGUCAAAUGUUCUCGACUCUGGCUUCUUGGAGCGCAUGAACACUCUGCUGGCAAAUGGUGAAGUACCUGGUCUGUUCGAGGGUGAUGAGUUUGCCUCUCUUAUGACAGCUUGCAAGGAAGCCGCCCAGAGCAAGGGCCAGCUUUUGGAUUCUCAAGAAGAGCUCUACAAGUGGUUCACGCAGCAGAUCGUGCAGAAUCUGCACGUAGUCUUCACCAUGAACCCUCCUACGGAAGGCCUGUCGUCAAAGGCAGCCACCAGUCCUGCCUUGUUCAACAGAUGUGUACUCAACUGGUUCGGUGACUGGUCUGACCAAGCACUUUUCCAGGUCGGCUACGAGCUUACACAAUCCGUCGAUCUCGAUCGAGCAUCUUAUGCUUCGCCGGAUAGUAUUCCGGUUGCCUACAGACAGCUCCAAUUACCAGCCUCACACCGUGAUGCCGUGGUUAACUCUAUGGUUCAUGUGCAUCACUCUAUGCACAAGUUCAACGCUAGACUGCUCCGUCAACAGAACAAGACCACCUAUCUCACUCCUCGCCACUUCCUCGAUUUCCUAUCUCAGUUUGUUAAGCUCUACAACGAGAAGCGCGGCGACUUGGAAGAACAGCAACGCCAUCUAAACACUGGUCUGGACAAGUUGCACACGACUACUGUCCAGGUUUCUGACAUGUCAAAGAGUUUGACCGACAAGAACGUUCAGCUACAAACAAAGGAUGCUGAGGCCAACGAGAAGUUGCAACGUAUGAUCGCUGAUCAGCGUGAGGCCGAAACUCGCCGUGCUGCAUCACUCGAAGUCCAAAAUGCUUUGGUAGAGCAGGAGAGAAUUGUCGCAGAAAGACGAGAAGUUGUGCUUCAUGACUUGGCACAGGCCGAGCCUGCUGUUAUUGAAGCUCAGAAGAGUGUCAGCAAUAUCAAGAAGCAGCAUCUGACCGAAGUGCGUUCUAUGCAGAAUCCUCCCUCAGGUGUCAAGCUCGCGCUCGAAUCAGUCUGCACCCUGCUAGGUCACAAGGCACCUGACUGGAAGACUAUUGUGUCUAUCGUCCGUCGCGACGAUUUCAUCGCAAGCAUUGUGAACUACGACAACGAAAGACAGAUGACCAGCAGCCACAGAAUCAGGAUGCAGAGAGAGUUCUUGUCCAAGGAUGACUUCAGCUUCGAGCGUGUCAAUCGUGCCAGUAAGGCUUGUGGUCCUCUUGUCCAAUGGGUUGAGGCCCAGGUUAACUACUCGGCCAUCCUUGAUCGCAUCGGACCUCUCAGAGAGGAAGUUGCUCACCUCGAGGAGGAGGCUUUGCAGACCAAGGCUAACGCGCAGGCAAUCUUCUCCGAGAUCAAGAAGCUCGACAACAACAUUGCCACUUACAAGACUGAGUAUGCUGCUCUCGUCAGUCAGGUAGAGGCUAUCAAGAGCGAGAUGGCUCGUGUUCAGAGCAAGGUCGAUCGAAGUUCUCGCCUGAUCAAGAAUCUAUCCUCUGAACGCGAGAGAUGGGAUGAGACCAGCAAGUCCUUUGACGCACAGAUGGACACCAUCGUUGGUGACGUCUUCCUUGCGGCCGCUUUCCUUGCGUAUGGUGGUCUUUAUGAUCAGCAGUAUCGCAAGGCGAUGCUCGAGGAUUGGGCGUUCCAGCUUGCAGCUUCUAGCAUCCACCACAAACCACACAACCCCAUGGCUGAGUAUCUCUCUACAGCAGAUGAUAGACUGCAAUGGCAACAGAACUCGUUGCCUGUUGACGACCUCUGCACGGAAAAUGCCAUUAUGCUUCAGCGUUUCAAUAGAUACCCUCUCAUCAUCGACCCCUCGGGCCGUACUGUGGAGUUCCUGCAAAACGAGUGUAAGGAUCGUAGACUGACCGUCACAAGUUUCCUCGACAGCUCGUUCACCAAGCAAUUAGAGAGUUCGCUGCGUUUCGGUAAUCCUAUUCUUAUUCAAGACGCCGAACAUCUGGACCCUAUUCUCAACCAUGUACUCAACAAGGAGUAUCAAAAAACUGGUGGUCGUGUGCUCAUCCAGCUCGGAAGACAGGAGAUUGAUUUCUCACCCGCCUUCCGCCUCUAUCUCACCACCAGAGAUCCUUCGGCGACGUUCGCUCCUGACAUCUGCAGCAGAACCACAUUCGUCAACUUCACGGUCACUCAAAGCAGUCUGCGCACUCAGGCCCUCAACGACGUUCUCAAGUCCGAGCGUCCUGAUGUGGACGAGAGACGUACUAACCUUGUCAAGACCCAGGGUGAGUUUAGGCUGCGCCUUCGCCAUCUUGAGAAGCAGCUUCUGCGUGCUCUCAACGAGUCUCAAGGCAAUAUCCUAGACGAUGACAAGGUCAUCCAAACACUUGAGACUCUCAAGAAGGAAGCCAGCGAGAUUGCUGUCAAGGCUGCGGAGACCGAUGGCGUCAUGACAGAGGUUGAGCGUAUCACCAUGUCUUACGAUGUCAUUGCUCAAUCUUGCUCGGCAAUCUUUGCUGUACUCGACCAGCUGUACCACAUCAACCACUUCUACCAGUUUUCGUUGCAGUACUUUGUCAACAUAUUCCACACUGUGCUCCUUGCUUCUAAGAGUAGACCUGCUGGGAGCCAUGAAAACAGAGUCGAUGCUAUCAUCAAGGAGAUCUUUAUCAGCACCUACCGCAGCACUGCCCUUACUUUGCUGCAAAAGGACCGCAUCACAUUUGCCAUGCUUCUCGCUCAAGCCUCGCCUCUGAAGAUGGAUAAGUCGUUGAUCGACAAAGUGCUGGAUGAAGAUAUCAAGGGCGUCGACUUGUCGACCAACCCUGAGCUGAGAGAUGAGGCUAUGUCGCGCGCUUCAACCAUUAAGCAGUUUAAGAAUGGCCUUGAUCGAGUCUCCGAGGAUGAGUGGAACAGUUUCUUCUCCGCCGAGUUCCCCGAGAAGAACGUACCCGUGCUCGGAGAGACUGACAAUGAGCUCGACCGAAGACUUCUGAACCUCUUGAUAAUCAAGGUCUUGCGUGUUGACCGUCUUGUCCCAGCGGCAGAGGUGUUCAUCACUUCAUUGUUCGGCGCAGCUAUGCUCGACAUUAGCGAUGAUCUCAGCCGUAUUGUCAAGGAAGUCACAGCACACACUCCUAUCGCUCUUUCCUCAUCGCCUGGCUUCGACGCUAGUUACAAGGUCGAUCAGCUUGUUGAACGCACAGCCUCGCGUUGCGCAAACGUCGCCAUGGGUUCCAACGAGUCUUUGGCCAACGCCGAUGGCGCUCUUGCCAAUGCUGCAGCGACUGGCUCAUGGGUCAUGGUCAAGAAUGUACAUUUGGCUGCUCACUGGCUUCAGAAUCUGGAAAAGAGAAUUGAUAGUCUCAAGCCUCAUCCUGACUUUAGACUCUUCUUGUCCAUGGAGAGCUCGCCCAAGAUCCCUGUCAAUUUACUGAGAGCUUCCAGAGUGCUGAGUUACGAGCAACCCGCUGGUAUCAGAGCCAAUAUGCGCGACUCUAUGGCCUCGUUGAAGGAAAGUGGCCCCCAACAGCCUGUUGAAAAGGUCAGAGUAUACUUCUUACUUGCCUUUUUACAUGCUGUUGUUCAGGAGCGCUUGAGAUAUGCACCUCGUCUUGGAUGGAGCGGCUUCUGGGAAUUCAACGACAGUGAUUUCGAAUGCUCGAUUUUCAUCAUCGAUACCUGGAUGACCACCGUCGCCGGCACACGCUCCAACAUUUCCCCCCACUCGAUCCCUUGGUCCCUCCUCCGUAUCAUGGUAACCGAAACCUACGGCGGCAAAAUCGACAGCGCGGCCGACUUUGCCAUUUUAUCACAACUGGUCAACUCGGUGCUCACACCCGCAGCCUUUGAGGAAAACUUUUCCCUUCAACAAGGACUCGUGGUACCUACUGGAACCAGCAAACGAGACUUUGAGACAUGGAUCAAAUCGUUACCGGAGAGGGAGCCACCUACUUAUUUGGGCUUGGAAGCCAAUGCGGAGAAGUUGUUACUUGUGGCGCAUGCGGAUGAAAUGUGUGAGGGUCUGAGACGGGUUUUGGAGGUUUUGGACGAAGGGGAAGCUGUCAUGGCGGAAGCUGCUGAAGUCGUGGAGGUGUGA
Molecule: messenger RNA, 14808 nt
Organism: Aureobasidium subglaciale EXF-2481
Lineage: Eukaryota; Fungi; Ascomycota; Dothideomycetes; Dothideales; Saccotheciaceae
Exons: 8
Coding region: 1-14808 (4935 amino acids)
Biological process (GO): microtubule-based movement
Cellular component (GO): dynein complex
Molecular function (GO): ATP hydrolysis activity; ATP binding; minus-end-directed microtubule motor activity
Source: RefSeq, a predicted model, not a curated record